GACUGUCUCUGCUUAUCUGCGCUAGUGUGCCGCAUGUCCAAGACCACGGAGAUUACAAAAUAUUGGCCACAGACACGAAAGAAGGCACCUUUGUUGUGGUUUUGCAUGGAAUAUUUUCUUUCUAUUUUUUUUUUGUAAAAUUCUGUGACAGUAGAACAGGACAUUAAGUGGUCAGGUCAGCGCUAAAAUGACGGACAAGUGGGAGAACGACAAGGAAAUUCAAAUCUUCCGAGAAUACUUGAAAAUUCCAAGUGUUCAUCCAAAUCCUGACUACGAACCAUGCGUGGAGUUCCUUCGUCGUCAGGCGACAUCCCUCGCGAUGGAUUUCAAGGUUUACUAUCCUGUAAACGACAAAAAUCCCAUCGUGGUUCUCUCGCUGACUGGCAAGGAUCCCUCACUGCCCGCCAUUAUGCUCAACAGCCACAUGGACGUUGUUCCGGUAUUCCCUGAAAAGUGGUCUCAUCCACCAUUUUCGGCUCAUCUUGACUCGGAUGGGAAGAUCUUUGCGCGUGGAUCACAAGACAUGAAAUGCGUGGGAAUGCAAUUUCUGGGAGCCAUUAGAGCUCUCAAAAAAGACGGAGUGGAAUUCAAACGAACCAUUCAUGCGACAUUUGUGCCUGAUGAGGAAGUUGGUGGAAAGUUGGGAAUGGCAAAGUUUGUUCACACUGAUGAUUUCAAGGCGCUCAAUGUUGGCUUCUCACUGGACGAGGGUAUUGCCAGUCCAACUGAUACUUUCCCCGUUUUCUAUGCUGAAAGGCCCACCUGGCGUGUUCAUUUUAAUUGCUCAGGUACUCCAGGACAUGGUUCAUUGCUGCAUAAGAAUACAGCUGGAGAAAAGGUACGUUAUAUGCUGGAUAAGAUGAUGGACUUCAGAAAACAUGAAGUGAAACGUCUGGAGAGCAACCCUGAACUCCUUAUAGGAGAUGUAACCACAGUUAAUCUAACAAGAAUUUCUGGAGGAGUUCAAUCAAAUGUGGUGCCUCCACUUUUGCGAAUCGGCUUCGACAUUCGUCUCUCCAUGGAUGUAGAUCACAGUAAUUUCAUGAAAAAGCUCGAGAAAUGGUGCGAGGAAGCUGGUGGUGGUAUUGAGAUUGAUAUAGAAUUGAAGGAACCUGCAAUGCCAAAAACAACCCUCGAUGAGAGCAACAUUUACUGGACUGCUUUCAAGAAGGCCGUCGAUGCGCUAAAGUUGAAGAUAAAGACGCAGAUUUUUCCAGCAGCAACAGAUAGCCGUUUUGUGCGAGAAGUUGGCAUUCCCGCAAUUGGAUUCUCGCCAAUGAACAACACACCAGUCCUCCUUCAUGAUCACGAUGAAUAUUUGGAGGCAGAUGUAUAUCUCAGAGGCAUUGAUAUCUACAAGAAGAUCAUUAAUGAAGUGGCUAAUUGCUAAUGCGAUAAAGUUAAUUGUUGAGCAUAAUAAAAUAGCAUGAGUAAGGGGAAAAA
Lutzomyia longipalpis is the source of this 1443-nucleotide messenger RNA. Its product is annotated as aminoacylase-1-like. Gene Ontology annotation, biological process: amino acid metabolic process. Gene Ontology annotation, molecular function: aminoacylase activity. The transcript has 4 exons. The record is from RefSeq and is a predicted model, not a curated record. Lineage: Eukaryota; Metazoa; Arthropoda; Insecta; Diptera; Psychodidae. Gene Ontology annotation, cellular component: cytoplasm. The coding region runs from base 188 to 1390 and encodes 400 amino acids.